Schistosoma haematobium is the source of this 2845-nucleotide messenger RNA. RefSeq lists its product as uncharacterized. The transcript has 3 exons. Lineage: Eukaryota; Metazoa; Platyhelminthes; Trematoda; Strigeidida; Schistosomatidae. Bases 1934 to 2845 code for a protein of 303 amino acids. The record is from RefSeq and is a predicted model, not a curated record.
CACAAAUCACCAGGAAUAUACACUUUUCCACUACCAAUUUGUAAUAUUUUAACACAUUCAAGGAAACAAACUGCGUCUCCGCCAUACUGAUAGAUGACCAAUAUAACAAAUCUGACAACUAUAAUCAUACAAAUUUUGAACCACUGUGCGGCAGGUCCAGCUAUAUCAAUCAAAUUCUCUUCCUAGUUAUUUCAGCUACAACAAACAUGCAUUUUCCCACAAACACUGAACUUGUGAAUAAGUUACUAGAUCCAUGUGAAUUUCCUUGCUGGGAAGGUCAAAUGUAACACUGCAAUUUCAAGUGUCUUUCAGGUCCUCAGCUUGUGUGGAAUAUAUCCACUUAACUCCGUUAUUUUUGCCUCUUUAAGUUGUUUCACAUUCUGCAUUUUAAUCUAUUGGACGGCAUGCACAGAAAUUGCAUUUUCACCAUGUGGUGUUUGAGUGAACUAAUGAUUCCUUUGUACUUUUUGAAUGCUUGAUUUCGAAUUUUAAAUACAGUACAUUCGUUUGUGGUUAUCUAGUACUUGUUGGUCCGGCUACGUUAUUUCUGGGAUUAUUAGUUCACGAUAUAAUUCAAAUACUCCUGAUUAUCAUAUUAGUGUCUCGAUGGAGCCUCUGAUGGAACCGUUGGACAUACAUUCAGAUUUUAAUGCUUUUGAGGAUUACUUUGAAAGGUUCGAAAUCUGAGCUAUGACCAAGGAAGAUGAUGAAGAUGUUAAUAUUUUAGCACAUUUCCUCACAUUCAUCGGAAAAAAGCAUAUAGUUUAUUAAAAACUUUGACUUCACCGUAAAAGCCCAUUUCACUUCCUUAUACAGCUCUCAAGGAACUACUGCUAGACUGUGUUAAGUGUACAAAUUUCGAAUGCGGUAAAGAAGAAAGAUUUCGUAAAAUGAAUCAUGAGGAUAUAAAAAAUUGCACUACAUUACGUCAUCUCAAACCAGUGCAUACUCAAUGUUAUGCAGAUAAUUCAUUGAUGAGUUGCGAUGCAGUUCAUGAAGAUGGGCACAAGUUUGGUCAAUGUUUGUCCUGUGUCAGUUUCCACUUCUUUAAUUCAUGUAAUUCUCGUAAUUUUAAGUGCUUUAAAUGUGGUGAUAUUGGAUAUAUUCAGUCAGUUUGUAAUACUACUGUUCAUCUUGCUGCAACUAAUGUUAAGUUUUGUAAUACUGAUUCUAUUAAGUUUAGUGUUCUUAAUGAUCAUUUAUCCUUGUCAACGAUUUCAAAAGACAGUGUAGAGUCAUAUAGCAGUUCAGAGUUAAGUGAAACUCAGAAUUCUUGCGAGACAACAGUUUCUAAUCAAUCGACGUAUCAGAUUUCUCAUGUUAUUGUACCAAAUAUGGUUCUUCCUAAUGAUUCACAUAUUUCUGAUUAAAUUCCUUACAAAUCUGAGGAAAAUAUAUUGAAUGAACCUGGUCAUGAUCGAAAACCUGAUGUAGUUUUGAUAGAUGCUGAUUUUUCUAAUGGUCUUUUACUCUGCAAUGACAUUUUUAAUAAAUUUGAGAAAACUAUUUCAGAAGAAUCAAAUCGUGAUGUUCUAUCAAAUAAUAUUUUUCCCCAUAUUGCAUUUGUUUCUUGUGGGAAACUUUUUCAAUCUGAAUCACAAGUACUAAAUGAACUCGAUUUUGAUUAUAAUUCGGAUUAUUUCAUAUCAUCUGCUGUUUAUGCUUAUUACGAUGUCACUUCUAAUGUUUACUCUCGUCAAUGUGAGAAACAUAUUUUAAAUGAGACUACAAUCAUAGCUUGGGGAUAUAAUUAUGCAACAUUAUUUCGUGGGGAGAGGAUAGUGUUGGGAAAUGUGUUCUAUAAAUUCUAUAUGGUGGUUUCUGUACACAACGGAUACGGCGAUUGUAUACAAUCCCAGGAAGCAAUGUAAACUCAGCUACAAAUCAACCGAUCAACUUUGACAAACUACCACAUGGGAUCUUGAACUUUCAUAUGAAGGAAAUAAGUGGAAACUAUGGCCGUGAAACUCAAAACUUCUCAAUAUUAGACAAAACACUUAUUGCACAUAAAACAUCUAGUGACUUAUCAGUCAAUCAAAAUGAAAUGUUAAUUGGGAAAAUUGCUCAGUAUAAUCAGUUGCUAAAUGUAUCAAUUAUAAAUGACCUAAAGUCAGCCUGCAAACCGGAUGGAAUACACAUUACUCCUGAAUUCAAGAAAUCAGAUCAUACAUCAUGUUCUUCAAAGUCUUUACUUUACACAACAUUUAAAAAUAAAGACUUUUCAGGAAGCUCCUUAUAUAUACCUCUAUAUUAUGUUUGUUAUGACUUGGAAUCCACCAGUUACUCUAAGAAGGAACGUAUAUUUGGAACAAUAAACAGAAACUCAGUUUGUCCAAGACUAAGAGAAAAUCCGGUGGAAAUAUCUGACAGAAGUACUAUAUAUCAUCAUUCUAUGGAUGUUAGAAAGUUAGUCCCAUGUGCUGUAAUAUACUGGUCAAAUGGAUCUGCCAGUAGUAUCAAUAGACCAACAGUACCCUGUUGCCUUGAUCAACUCCCUAUUUAUUUAUCUUCACGGUUAAACUUCAAAAAAAAUAUACAUAUUUGUAAUGACUGUUAUAUGCGUCAAAGUAAAUCUACAAAUAGUGAAUUUCAACCAAUGAUUGUUCACGAUAUGCCAUAUUCACAAGCAAAUAAUAGUUUUUUAAACCGGUUAUUUAUAAAACUGAAAAGAUUUACAAAACUAAUUCAAAAAAUUUCAAAAUCCGAAACAACUGUUUGUUUUAAAGGUUUCAAAAGCUACGGUAUUAAACAGUCUAUGCUAAGUGAGCAUAAACAGAAGAAUUUGAAGUUUUAUGCAGAUGAUAAAUCCAAGGCAAUGAAAUCACAAAAUUCGGUUAAACAAUAA